GAUAGAAUGUGAUGCUAAGGAGAAAAUGCCAUUAACUGAUUGACGGUUAAAACAUCAUAUUUUAUUGCGUACACGUGUAGGUAUUUGAGAGAGAUUUUGAAGUUAGAACGGUACUUAAAGUUGUCUGAGGGCAGAAAGCACGGGAAGGCGGAUGUGGACGAGUUGGGUGUUAGAAAGCUGACUUCCUCUUAAAUGUGUGAAACGGUCUAAACACACACACACAUGCGCUCGCACAAUUGUUUUAUAUAGGUAUAAAUGAGAAGGGAACAUGCUUAUUUUAGUGAGAUUGGUGAAUGUAUUAUUUAACUGUUCCUAUAACCCGUUUUAAGGGUGUCGCCAGUAAAUUCCCACGCUUGCUCAAUCCCUUUGCAGCUCGUGACGCAAAUUAACUCGAAGGAAAACUUAGGCUCUUAGGAAAACACUAGACUCAUAAACCCCAGCCAGUUACUUCGAUUAAAAAUAACUCCUCGUUAAAAACAAAGACAGGCGUCUGUUUGAUCAACGGAACUCAAAGAGAACACCGGCAGGAGAUAAAGCUCGUCUUUCGAGUGAGUCAUUUUACGUGACUCUUUUGAACCGGUUCGCAUAUCACUCGAUAAACACCAGAAACUAAACUAACUCUGUAUAAUAUUUAAUAUGUAAAACACUGAAAAAUGUAAAUCAGAAUGUAUCACACGUGUAUUGGGGGAUGACCGAACGAGGGAAUUUGUAUGAGGUGAACUGGUUGGUUGUAAAGAAUCACUCGAGCCGGUUCGCUAGAACGAAACUCACCUAGCUAGUGCUCCGACAUGAGCGAGCAGAAAGUUUGAGUGAGCGAGCGGAGGACAUGGGAGGAGUUGACUGCUCCUAAAAACACCCCGAGCACCGUUGUUGUCUCUGACAUGUCACAUUUACUGUAACACCGACCCAGUGCUGUUGGAAUCAAAACAAGCGUGUCUCCACUAUGGUUGCUAGCGACACUGUCACUCUAUUGACAGACACGGGCAGGAGACUCGUUUAGGUUUGUCCUUCGUCGCUACCGAAAACUUUAACGCCCUGUUUGGGAUUUAUCUGGCACAUUUGGAGACUCGUAGCGACUGCCUAGAUGGAAGAAGAGCCGCUACUGACUGGCAGCAUUAACCGGGGUCCAGGAGAUUAUGGAUCUCAUGAUAAUGGUGACCAUGAUAAACAUGAAGAAUCACCAGGAUCAAGACGACCGUCCUAUUCAGCGACCGACGAUUCUUACCCCGUGCACGAGGAUGCAGAUGCAGAGCUCUAUAUCCAACAAGCAGUUGUAUUUAUUGAAGAUGCAAUUCAGUAUCGAUCCAUCAAUCACAGGGUUGAUUCUUGGUCCUUGUGGUUAUAUAGAUGGUACUAUUCCAAAAUUUGUCAGUGGGGUCUGGGGUUCACUAUUGCUGUUGUCCUGGGACUGGCCUUCAUUGAGAGACCUUCCUCUCUGACCUACACCUCGGAUAUUCGCUUCAAACCCAAGCCAUGGGAGCCACCUUGUGGACUGACGGAGGGCAUUGAGAUGGUCUGCCUCUGUGUCUUCAUCCUAGACAUCACUGUGAAGAGUUAUCUGAUAGGAUGGGAGGAGUUUCGUACGAACAAAUGGCUGAUUGGUUAUGUAGUAGUGAUUGCAGCAUCAGUUAUUGAUUGGAUGUUGAGUAUUAGCAUGAUGUGCAGCGAGACUUUAAGAGUUAGGAGGCUAAUUCGCCCAUUUUUCCUCUUGCAAAACUCUUCCCUCAUGAAGAAAACUUUAAAAUGCAUCAAAAGGACUCUUCCAGAAAUAGCAAGUGUUAUUCUGCUUCUGGCGCUGCACAUCUGCUUAUUCACCAUGAUAGGAAUGCUGAUCUUUUCCAAAACAGAUGACCCUAAGAAGAAUGGAGAAUGGGAAACGUACUUUAAAAACCUGCCACAGGCCCUGUCUUCUCUGCUAGUGCUGCUAACGACAGCCAAUAACCCCGACGUCAUGAUUCCAGCAUACUCUCUGAACCGUGGCUAUUCUAUAUUUUUUAUACUCUUUAGUGUGUUUGGAACGUAUUUGUUAAUGAAUUUAAUGACGGCUAUUAUUUAUAACCAGUUCAGGGGAUAUUUACUGAUGUCAGUUCAGACGUCUAUAAUCAGGAGGCGUCUGGGUAUUCGGGCUGCUUUUGAGGUGCUCUGCUGUCCAGGCCGAGGGCACACCAGCACUCAGUCUGAAGGCCAUGUGGAGCGAGUGGCGAUGAACAUGUUUCUGCAAGUCAUGGAGAGAGUUCACAUGAAGUUUUAUUGCAGGCAGGCUAUCAUUAAGGCUGCUCGGCAAUUCCCAGACGGCUUCAUUAAUGGAGAGGACUUCCAGAGGCUCUUUAAUGAGCUGGAUAAGGAUUUUAUGAAAGAGCACCCUCAAAAACCAGAGUAUAGCUCUUCUAUCCUACAGUCAAUCCAGAAUAUCUACAGUCACUUUUAUAUUACUGUUCUGGGGAAUGUUGUCGCUCUGGCAAAUGUCCUCUGCAUCUGUACCAUCUUAGUUCUGAAUUCAGAGAAAACUGUAUCAGAGAAAAAUAACUUCUAUAUGGAGAUCAUCAACUGUAUCUUCAUCCUGUACUACGUAAUAGAGAUGCUGCUGAAAAUAGUGGCUUUUGGUUGGAAAGGUUACCUGUCUUACAGGAAUAACAUCUUUGAUGGAUUCCUCACUGUUCUUCUUCUGACAAUUCAGAUCGCCAUAUUCAUCACGUACAGGAUUCCCUAUGAGGACGUAGAUCCGGUUUCACGACGUGUGAUGGCUUUGUGGGAAAUGGUGCGAUUGAUCAACAUGCUGAUCGUCUUCCGUUUCCUCCGAAUUAUUCCAGAAAUCAAGUUGAUGGCUGUUGUGGCCAGCACUCUUGUGGACCUGGUGAAAAACUUACGGGCAUUCGCUGGCAUUCUGUUGGUGGUGUACUAUGUGUAUGCCGUCCUUGGUAUCUGGCUUUUUCAGGGAGCUAUAACCCUUCCGUCAAACACAAGUCUAAUCUUAAAUGCCACCAUAGAGAACAAAACGGACGAUCCCUACAGCAUGAGUUGUGGCACUUUUGAACAGCUGGAGUACUGGCCAAACAAUUUUGAUGAUUUCGCUUCCUCUCUGGUUCUUCUCUAUAACAUCAUGGUGGUGAAUAACUGGCAUGUUUUCACGGAUGCAUACAUCAGAUACACUACAGAGUGGUCCUUGGUGUACUUCGUGGCUUGGUGGUUGACAUCUUCAGUCAUGUGGGUCAACCUGUUUGUGGCCCUCAUUUUGGAGAAUUUCACCUAUAAGUGGGACCGCAGUAAUGCUCUUUCUGUUGAAGAUGUGGAGAGAAUUGCCUAUCAAAGCACUGUACAGCUUAUUUUCAGAGAGCACGUUCAAGAGCCGACAGAAGAAGAGUUACUAGCUCAACUACAACAACAUCCUCAUCUGCACCUCUCCUGGUGACCCUAAGCUCACCCCCCUCACCUCCACCUCACAGGACGCCUUUAAUACAUAAUUACACCAAAACACCCAGAAUCCUCCAGGAUUCCAUCACAUCUGUGUAGGCCUCAUGUUUACAUAACCAUCCAUUUUGAGGGCCUGUUUCCCAUUAUAGGAUCUGUGUAGCUUCAGGUCGGCCUGGGAAAGGAUGUAUGUGUUUUUAGCAGAGCGUCACGCAAUUAAUGUUCGAAAGAAACUUCAAUUUAUAAAGAGGCUUCAGCUCAAAUCACUCCUGAAGUCCCAGAGUUCUUGUUUAAUGCUCGACAUCCUUUAAAUUAUAGUAGUGUUGAUGAUACUGUAUCCAGAAGAAUUUCUUCUUUGAGUCUGAAAGUCUUUUUUUUUUCUUUUUUCUUUUUUUUUUUUUUUGUUUGGAAAAAACAAACACAUUUUUGUUUUGCAUUUUAUAAAUUUCAUAUUUUAUUUAUUUUUAAGCCUGUUACAAUCCAAAAAAAACUAACUAUAGAUUGUUUUAAAAGUCAUGGAAACAAAGGGACAUGAAUCAUUACUGUAAAAUACUUUAUUUUUGCUGCGCUUUUAUUGAUUUGUAAAUUCUAGAUUUUUGACUGUUCCAUUAUGUUUGUUCAGUGUUUUUAUUUCUGUUAGAUUUCACUAUAUUUUUUUACAGAAAUCUUUGUGGGUGAAUUUCUGUAGAAGUAUUAUUUCACCCAAAAAAUGUAAAAUGAAAAGGAAAUUGAUUCUCAUUAGUGUAAUGUGAAAUGCAAUCAGAUUUUUUCUGCAUUUUGGGUGUAAUAUAAUGUCGAAUUGUAAAUUUCAGUGACCUUUGGGAAAAAUGUUCUGUUCAUGUCAGAUGGUGUUUUGCUGCAAUCUAUGCAUUUGACCGAAUAAGGGUAUAAAUGGUUUAAUUACACCACUACAUUCAUUGUGUUCUUUCUAUUUUGAGAACCUCCUGUUAAUUAAAUGACUUAAAUCUG
Puntigrus tetrazona (Sumatra barb) is the source of this 4377-nucleotide messenger RNA. RefSeq names its product two pore segment channel 2 (gene tpcn2). Gene Ontology annotation, cellular component: lysosomal membrane. Gene Ontology annotation, molecular function: voltage-gated channel activity; monoatomic ion channel activity. Bases 1085 to 3409 code for a protein of 774 amino acids. Gene Ontology annotation, biological process: monoatomic ion transport; transmembrane transport. The record is from RefSeq and is a predicted model, not a curated record. Lineage: Eukaryota; Metazoa; Chordata; Actinopteri; Cypriniformes; Cyprinidae. The transcript has 25 exons.